AUGGCCGGCGGCAAGGGCAAGUCUUCGGGCGGAAAGAGCUCUGGUGGCAAGACCUCUGUUGAGGGCCCCAAGAAGCAACAGAGCCACUCGGCGAGGGCUGGUCUCCAGCCGAUCACCGGCCUCCUUCCCUGUGGUCGUGUCAAGCGAUUCCUCAAGCAAAACACCCAGAACAAGAUGCGCGUUGGCGCCAAGGCGGCCGUCUAUGUCACCGCCGUACUGGAGUACCUAACUGCCGAAGUUCUCGAACUCGCUGGCAACGCCGCCAAGGACCUCAAGGUGAAGCGCAUUACUCCCCGACAUCUCCAGCUCGCCAUCCGAGGUGACGAGGAGCUUGACACUCUCAUCCGCGCGACCAUCGCCUACGGUGGUGUUUUGCCACACAUCAACCGCGCCCUUCUUCUCAAGGUCGAACAGAAGAAGAAGGCAAAGGCGGCGCAAGCGGUAUAA
This is a messenger RNA of Parascedosporium putredinis, 447 nucleotides long. NCBI's taxonomy places the organism in Eukaryota, Fungi, Ascomycota, Sordariomycetes, Microascales, Microascaceae. The record is from the annotation of a GenBank genome assembly.